Rhinopithecus roxellana (golden snub-nosed monkey) is the source of this 3352-nucleotide messenger RNA. RefSeq names its product Rho guanine nucleotide exchange factor 25 (gene ARHGEF25). The record is from RefSeq and is a predicted model, not a curated record. The transcript has 16 exons. Gene Ontology annotation, molecular function: guanyl-nucleotide exchange factor activity. Gene Ontology annotation, cellular component: plasma membrane; cytoplasm. Bases 1180 to 3000 code for a protein of 606 amino acids. Gene Ontology annotation, biological process: axon guidance. Lineage: Eukaryota; Metazoa; Chordata; Mammalia; Primates; Cercopithecidae.
UGUGCUAUCCUGCGCCAAGUGGCGAAUUCAAAAAUAUUCUGCUUUUAUUAGCAUAAAGUUCGCAUCUAAUUUGCAUGAGACCCAUUUAAUCGCAGAGACCUCCACUCUUCUCGCCCUCGAGUCCAAUGUGUGUCCCCCAUCCCAGCCGGUCCCGAGCCCCCGCAGGCAGAGUGUCCCCGCGCCCCACCCCUGGCCCCUCGCCAGCCCGGGCUCCAGGACUUCGCCUUAAUUGGCGAUUAGUCUUAGCUGGAGUCCCGGGGCCUGGAGGAAAGAAGGGUUCUGAGAGGGCGGCAUCUGGGUUGUGUUCACCCACAAAAGACUCCCCAUACACGCACCCCGUACCGGGGGUCCUCUGUCCACGCGGCAGGGGACAACCCCAAACCCAGAACAUCUUCGCACAUGCCAAGGCCCCAUCCACCGAGUGCUCCUUCACCUCAGAGGCCAAGGGGAGACCUGGGCAGACCCUGCCGACAGGCUGAACCCCGACCCCAGCGCUCCAAAGAGCCCGCGAUGCGGGAGGGAGGGGGACCCCGGGGCGGGGGAGCCCAGGCUGGGGAGGGGAAAUAGCGCUGGGGACGUGGAGUGGGAACGUGGUGGUGCCUGGGGGAGGGGCGAUCGGGGCGGGAACCCGGCGCAGGCAGGAGGGGGAACGCGAUGGAGAGGGCGGAGCUGGGCCGCAGAGGCCCCGCCCCGUGGCGGCCCCGCGGCCAGGCCUGUUAUUCAGCUCGCCGCUCCGCUGGGACCCGCACAGCGCCAGUGGCUCGGGGGUCGGCUCUCGCCUCCUCCCAGGCCCGGGCCUAGAGCCACCCCCAACCAGAGGCCGGAGACAGCUGGAGCCGCUGCCGCAUCACGGCCCAGCCUCCCCUACCAUCCCUCCCACUUCCACUGGACAUCUGGACCCUGGGCCCCCGCACCGACAGGGUUCCGGAAACCCUCCCCGCCCAGCCCGGCGGCCGGGCCCUGCGCCUCCCUCUCUCUAGAGCCCCCCAACCCGCCUCAAGACUAGACUUCCGCCUACCCCUGGACACCUCCACCCGGUCCCCUCCCUCCCCGACUCCCACAGCCUGGACCGGGGUAGGAGGGAGGGGGGGUGUGCGCCCAGCGCCGUCCCCGCCCCGCCCCCCGUGAUUCCCCCUGCAUGGCCGGCCCGGGUGGGGGACGCGGGGGGGCCCGGGCGCCAUGCGGGGGGGGCACAAAGGGGGUCGCUGUGCCUGUCCCUGUGUGAUCCGAAAAGUGCUGGCAAAAUGCGGCUGCUGCUUCGCCCGGGGGGGACGUGUGAUUACUGCAAUUGGUGGAGGAGGGGACUGGGAGUGGCAGAUGGACCCAGCUCAUCCUCCCCCCUUCCCAGAGAAUGAAUCCUAUUCCAUUGCUGGCAGUGAGGGGAGUAUAUCGGCUUCUGCUGCCUCCGGUCUGGCUGCCCCCUCUGGCCCCAGCUCUGGCCUCAGCUCUGGCCCCUGUUCCCCAGGCCCCCCAGGGCCCGUCAGUGGCCUGAGGAGAUGGUUGGAUCAUUCCAAACAUUGUCUCAGUGUGGAAACUGAGGCAGACAGUCGUCAGGCGGGGCCAUAUGAGAACUGGAUGUUGGAGCCAGCUCUAGCCACAGGAGAGGAGCUGCCGGAACUGACCUUGCUGACCACAUUGUUGGAGGGCCCUGGAGAUAAGACGCAGCCACCUGAAGAGGAGACUUUGUCCCAAGCCCCUGAGAGUGAGGCGGAACAGAAGAAGAAGGCUCUGGAAAGGAGUAUGUACGUCCUGAGUGAACUGGUAGAAACAGAGAAAAUGUACGUGGAUGACUUGGGGCAGAUUGUGGAGGGUUACAUGGCCACCAUGGCUGCUCAGGGGGUCCCCGAAACUCUUCGAGGCCGUGACAGGAUUGUGUUUGGGAACAUCCAGCAAAUCUAUGAGUGGCACCGAGACUAUUUCUUACAAGAGCUACAGCGGUGUUUGAAAGAUCCUGAUUGGCUGGCUCAGCUAUUCAUCAAACACGAGCGCCGGCUGCAUAUGUAUGUGGUGUACUGUCAGAAUAAGCCCAAGUCAGAGCAUGUGGUGUCAGAGUUUGGGGACAGCUACUUUGAGGAGCUCCGGCAGCAGCUGGGGCACCGCCUGCAGCUGAACGACCUCCUCAUCAAACCUGUGCAGCGGAUCAUGAAAUACCAGCUGCUGCUCAAGGAUUUUCUCAAGUAUUACAAUAGAGCUGGGAUGGAUACUGCGGAGCUAGAGCAAGCUGUGGAGGUCAUGUGCUUUGUGCCCAAGCGCUGCAACGAUAUGAUGACGCUGGGGAGAUUGCGGGGAUUUGAGGGCAAACUGACUGCUCAGGGGAAGCUCUUGGGCCAGGACACUUUCUGGGUCAUCGAGCCUGAGGCUGGGGGGCUGCUGUCUUCUCGAGGUCGAGAGAGGCGCGUCUUCCUCUUUGAGCAAAUCAUCAUCUUCAGUGAAGCCCUGGGAGGAGGAGUGAGAGGUGGAACACAGCCUGGAUAUGUAUACAAGAGCAGCAUUAAGGUGAGCUGCCUGGGACUGGAGGGGAACCUCCAAGGUGACCCUUGCCGCUUUGCACUGACCUCCAGAGGGCCAGAGGGUGGGAUCCAGCGCUAUGUCCUGCAGGCUACAGACCCUGCUAUCAGUCAGGCCUGGAUCAAGCAUGUGGCUCAGAUCUUGGAAAGCCAACGGGACUUCCUCAAUGCAUUGCAGUCACCCAUUGAAUACCAGAGACGGGAGAGCCAGACCAACAGCCUGGGGCGGCCAGGAGGGCCUGGAGUGGGGAGCCCUGGGAGAAUUCGGCUUGGAGAUCAGGCCCAGGGCAGCACGCACACACCCAUCAAUGGCUCUCUCCCCUCCCUGCUGCUGUCACCCAAAGGGGAGGUGGCCAGAGCCCCCUUGCCCCUGGAUAAACAGACCCUCAGUGACAUCCCUCAGGCUCCCCAUGACUCUCCUCCAGUCUCUCCAACUCCAAACUCCCCUCCCUGCCAAGCCAGACUUGCCAAGCUGGAUGAAGAUGAGCUGUAACUGGUGAAAACCAUGGGGGUGGUGCUGACUCCUGCCUAUUCCCCAAGAAGCUUCAGGGCAGUCCUUCUGGCACUGCUCCAGAAUUCUUCCUUCUUGGUGUGUCUGGAGGAAGGGUGGGUAAGGCUGGGAGGGAUAUCAACUUGGAGGAGAGCACCUAGACCCAAGGACUUUUUUCCGCCCAAGGAACACAGUUUCCUUCAGCUCCCAUCCCUAUGCAUGCAUCAUGGUUCCCCGAAAAGGAGGAUAUGUGGGUGGGUGGGAGGGCUGGGGCAAGGGCCAGAUAGAAAUUAUUGGUUUUGUUUUUUAAUUUUGUUUUUCCUGUUUUCUGAGAAUAAAGGUUUUGUUAUAUCAC